AUCCGCUGCGAGCACAAUCCAGAUUCACCUCGCCUAGGCUACUCCUCGUUUUGUUGCGGUGCAGCCCAUUCUCCCACCCUGCAGGGGGAGAACAGAAGAGAGAUGUGACGUGUGUGUGUGUGUGGUUUGUGCCGUUUCUUCCUUUCCUUCCCUUCCCCUUGCAGGAACCACAAGAGACCAUGGGUGACGGAGACAAGAACCCAGCUGCCAUGCCCACCUCGGUCGUUGAUGUUCAUGGAGAUGGGCGGUGGAUGUCCUUGCACCAGCGCUUCAUCGCCGACAGCAAAGACAAGGAGCCCGAAGUUGUGUUCAUCGGUGAUUCUCUGCUGCAGCUUCUGCAUCAGUUUGAGAUUUGGAGGGAGCUGUUCUCUCCUCUCCACGCGCUCAAUUUUGGCAUGGCAGGAGACGCGACGCAGCACGUCCUCUGGCGCCUGCAGGACGGGGAGCUGCAGCACAUCCGGCCGAAGAUUGUGGUCGUCGGCGUGGGCACCAACAACCACGGCCACACCGCGGAGCAGGUGGCAGCUGGCAUAGAGGCCAUCGUGCGUGUCAUCCAGCAGCAGCAGCCGCAGGCCCGCGUGGUCGUCUUGGGUUUGCUUCCGCGAGGGAAGAACCCCAACCCGCUCCGGGAGAAGAACCAGCGAGUGAACGAACUGCUGGAGGCCAAGGUGCCGCAGCUGCCCAACGCCACCUUCCUCAACGCCGACCCGGGCUUCGUGCACUCGGACGGGACCAUCAGUCACCACGACAUGUACGAUUACCUCCACCUGAGCCGCCACGGCUACGCCCGCUUCUGCCCGGCGCUGCACCGGCUGCUGCUGAGCAUGCUGGGAGAACGCAACACCAAGGCCUCUUGACCGCUCUGCUUCCUGUUCGGCAGGGACGGAGGGCUCCCCCCCCCCCUCUCUGGGCCCAAGGAAGCGGGACCACGGCCCGCCUUCGGUCUUCCUUAAACACAGAUCAUCCAGAGGUUCCUCUCCUUCACCCACCUGACCAAAUUGGAUACGUUCGCCUGGGCAUUCGGUUCUUGAAACAGUUGAAGCUGCUGGGUGACAGGGUGGUGUCAGAAAGCGCGUCGGCUGACAAAAACGCCAAGAAGUUGAGCAGAGAACGAGCCAGAGGAAACUUGCUUUUUGUUUACUUAAUAAAAAUGGUGCAUAUUUCCAAA
Heteronotia binoei (common prickly gecko) is the source of this 1168-nucleotide messenger RNA. It is a transcript of the gene PAFAH1B3, whose product is annotated as platelet activating factor acetylhydrolase 1b catalytic subunit 3. The transcript has 5 exons. The coding region runs from base 180 to 857 and encodes 225 amino acids. The record is from RefSeq and is a predicted model, not a curated record. Lineage: Eukaryota; Metazoa; Chordata; Lepidosauria; Squamata; Gekkonidae.